This is a messenger RNA of Vollenhovia emeryi, 3548 nucleotides long. It is a transcript of the gene Gpo1, whose product is annotated as glycerol-3-phosphate dehydrogenase, mitochondrial. The transcript is spliced from 12 exons. Lineage: Eukaryota; Metazoa; Arthropoda; Insecta; Hymenoptera; Formicidae. Bases 513 to 2672 code for a protein of 719 amino acids. The record is from RefSeq and is a predicted model, not a curated record. Gene Ontology annotation, biological process: glycerol-3-phosphate metabolic process. Gene Ontology annotation, cellular component: glycerol-3-phosphate dehydrogenase (FAD) complex; mitochondrion. Gene Ontology annotation, molecular function: calcium ion binding; glycerol-3-phosphate dehydrogenase (quinone) activity.
AUAAAUACCGGCCUGAAAGUCACUGAACUUUAGAUUAAUAAACUUUGGUCAAAUUUCAAUCUAAUCUCAAUCUCAAUCCGCAGUUUGAUACGCUUCAGGCCUAAUAAGUUGAUAACGCGUGCAAAUUAGAAUCUUAAGUCGAAGUAAUUAAGAAACAAUUGGUUGUAAUCGUUCUCGGAGUCUCAAAAUUAAUCUGCGCGACUCGAGUCGCCGUGAUCGUAGAUCGCUAACGCAGAGACUGGCGAGAAGAUCUGCGGUCGAUACAUUGUUUACCGAUCGGCGUCGGAAGCGUGACGAACGCGAUCGCACUGUAUUCCGAAUCACCGUCGCCGCUCAGUCGACAUCGGCCAUCAGCCGCGAGUGUUCGUUUCUGGGCGUCUAGCGGCUGCCAGGAGGAUAAUGCGCCGGGCGAGGUCCUAGUGUCGAUCGGCUACCUCGAUUCGGCGUGAACGAGAGUCGCGUUCCUUUAGCUCGCGGUUUUCUCGAGAAAAUCGAGGGGCUGCUGAUAGACGAUGGCGUCGCUCAGGUUGUUGGUGGCUGGAGCGAGCGCCAUAGGCGCCGGUACUCUUACUUCGUACUUCCUCUUGUCAGAUAACACGGUACACGCCGAGGUCAAGGGGAAACCAAGGCCGCCUCGGAGAACCCUGCCGACACGGGAGGAUCAAUUGAAGACCCUGAAGUCGCAGGAUUACGACGUGCUGAUAAUCGGCGGUGGUGCGACAGGGGCGGGAUGCGCUUUGGACGCCUGCACACGAGGCCUAAAGACCGCGCUGGUCGAAGCCGACGACUUUGCGUCCGGCACGUCGUCCCGGAGCACCAAGUUGAUCCACGGUGGCGUGCGAUACCUGCAGAAAGCGAUCAUGCAGCUGGACGUGGAGCAAUACAGAAUGGUGAAGGAGGCGCUCCACGAACGCGCGUCGAUGCUGGAAAGCGCGCCGCAUCUGGCGCAUCCGUUGCCCAUCAUGCUGCCGGUUUACACAUGGUGGCAGAUCCCCUAUUACUGGUUCGGCAUUAAGAUGUACGAUCUGGUAGCGGGUAGCAAAACGGUCAAGUCGUCGUAUUACUUGAGUAAAUCGAACGCUCUGGAACUUUUCCCGAUGCUGAAGGGCGACAAACUAACGGGAGCUAUUGUCUAUUAUGACGGCCAGCAAGAUGAUGCUAGGAUGAAUCUGGCGGUUGCUCUAACAGCUUCGAGACACGGGGCAACGGUCGUAAAUCACGUUAAAGUAGUCAAUUUAUUAAAAGGUCUCGACAGGGACGGGAAGCGAGUCCUUGUGGGAGCUCAUCUUAAAGACGAACUCACGGGAGAGGAGUGGGACGUAAAGGCCAAGGCGAUAAUUAAUGCGACCGGCCCCUUCACCGAUCAUAUCAGGAAGAUGGACGACCAAAGUGUCCCGUCUAUCUGCUGCCCGUCUUCCGGCGUUCACAUAGUGCUGCCAGGAUAUUACAGUCCCGACCAAAUGGGUCUACUCGAUCCAGCGACGAGUGACGGCCGGGUGAUCUUCUUUUUGCCGUGGCAGAAGCAGACGAUCGCAGGAACGACCGAUUUGCCCUGCGAGGUGACGCACAAUCCUCGGCCCACGGAGGACGAGAUCAUGUUCAUUCUGCAGGAAGUGAAAAACUACCUGAACCCGGACGUUGAGGUGCGCCGCGGAGACGUCCUCUCCGCCUGGAGUGGCAUUAGGCCGCUCGUUUCCGAUCCGAAUAAACCGAAUACGCAGUCGCUCGCUAGGAAUCAUAUCGUGCACGUUAGUCCUACGAAUCUCGUCACGAUAGCGGGCGGCAAGUGGACGACUUACCGAGCGAUGGCUCAAGAAACUAUUGACGCGGCCAUAGAAGCUUGCGAAUUGCAACCAGAAAGAUCUUGCCAGACCGACGGCUUUCUUCUGGAAGGAGCUCAGGGCUGGAGCCCUACGAUGUACAUUAGAUUGGUACAGGAUUUCGGCCUGGAAUGCGAGGUCGCGCAACAUUUGUCCAAGAGCUACGGAGAUCGUGCGUUUGCGGUCGCUAAGAUGGCCUCGCUUACGGGAAAACGAUGGCCUAUCAUCGGAAAGAAGAUUCAUCCGGAAUUUCCGUACAUCGACGCUGAGAUACGUUACGGUGUGCGGGAGUACGCUAGAACUGCGAUCGAUAUGAUCGCGCGUCGAUUGCGACUCGCUUUUCUCAACGUCCAAGCGGCGCAGGAGGCAUUGCCGGGCAUCAUAGACAUCAUGGCCGAGGAGUUACAUUGGUCGGCGGAUGAGAAAAAGAAGCAAUAUCGCGAGGCCAGCGAGUUUCUCGCUCAAGAGAUGGGUCAGAUGGUGAACCGCGCUUCCCGCGACAAGAUCCCCAUCAAUCUCACCAAGGAGGAGAUCCAACUCUACAUCAAGCGCUUCCGCAUUAUAGACAAGGACAAAAAAGGAUACGUGUCUAUCAAUGACAUUAGGCGAGGGCUAAAGGUGUUAGGUAUAAAAAUGAGCCAGGACGAGAUGCACAGCUUGUUGAGUGAAAUUGAUGUCACUUACCAUGGCCAAAUGGAAUUGCAAGACUACUUGCAGAUGAUGUCAGCUAUAAAGUCUGGUCAUGUGGCAUAUUCACGUUUCGCGCGAAUGGCUGAAAUGGAAGAGGCGCAACACGAGAAGGAGACACUCAAGAAACAAAUAAGCGUCGAGAGAUCAGGUGGAGGAUUAUAAAAAAUUUUAUCCCUGCGGAAUAUUUUAAUCUUUUAUUUAAGUUGACAAGUUUUCUUUUCGUGUUUAUUAAAGAUUACGAGUUUAUUCACAGAUGUAUCAUCGAAACGAGAGAAUCAAAUCCUGCGAAAUAAAACUCUGUUGCGUACAAUAUCGCAAAGAACUAUAUCGGUCCAUAAAUGUUUCAUACCUUGUGUUAAAUCUUAUUUAACACCGGUAUAUAUAUAUGUAUAACGGUAUUUUCAUAUUCGCUUGACUUUGGUAAACGAACAUUUGUAUCGGUUACGAUCGGUCAAAGAUCGUUUCGCUGUCUUCCGCCGCUCGUCUUCAUUUCUCAGUUAGAUCUCGAGCAAGUAACACAUAGUGUAAGAAUCCGCAACUAAAUAUAUAGAUCAUUAGAGUAUUAGCAGAACAUCGUUUCUAAAUACUUUCUACAUACAUCCUGAAUUUCUGCGUGAGCAUCUUGUGACUCGCAACACGAGUUCUUUUUUUACGCACGUUCAUCGUGCAGAUUUUUAUCGACAUGUAACCAACGUCAAGGAGAUUUUCAUUUUCUCGCAGGAUUUCUCUCUUCGUUUCACGUGCGUGUAUUGUAUGCAACAUCUUUAUUGUGUACAAAAUGCAGCGCAUCCGCAUUCUUCCUAUUUGUAUAUACAGCCAAUGCUGAUGUACCAUAGCUGUAAUUGUAUUCUAUUCCCAAUGGGAAUAGAAUACAAAACUUGAAAUUUUACUAUCCUAAAUUGUCACAUUUAUAGUAUUUAUAGCAUUACAAUUGUACAUUAUGUAUUACUUAACUCGGAGCAAUUGCCCUUCUCGUCCGCACUAAACGUUUAUCUUCCGCAAAAGAAUUGUGAAUAUAGCGUUACUCUGUAAGGUGUA